Eremomyces bilateralis CBS 781.70 is the source of this 1206-nucleotide messenger RNA. RefSeq lists its product as uncharacterized. The transcript is spliced from 3 exons. The record is from RefSeq and is a predicted model, not a curated record. Gene Ontology annotation, cellular component: division septum. Bases 1 to 1206 code for a protein of 401 amino acids. NCBI's taxonomy places the organism in Eukaryota, Fungi, Ascomycota, Dothideomycetes, Eremomycetales, Eremomycetaceae. Gene Ontology annotation, biological process: division septum assembly.
AUGGCGGCGUUUGUGCGGAUAUCCGGUCCGCCCAAUAGCAACUUCCUCGUGGGCUACCCGGGCAUAUCGGCGACGCUGCCGCGAAUAGAAGGAAAAGUCGAGAUCCGCCCCGGCGUCGGGGUGUCCGCCCCCGUGCAGGUGUCCCUCGUCACCAUCGCGCUCAUGCGGAAGGAAACCAUCCACCCGUCCGCCGACUCCAUCACGAAAAAGCGGCUGGCGGCUCCGCGUAAGGAGAUCACGGACCUGGUCGGCAAGGAGCGGUUGCUGUAUCGCUGCCCCACCGGCAAGGAGUUCGAGAACGUCAUGGCCAUGGACCUGCCGUUCGUUAUUUUUAUCCCGUACGGGCGAGGGGGGGAGGAGGUCAGUCGCCGAGUACCCCCGGCGAGCCUGCAGUUGGCGAGUCGGACCGCCGAAACAUAUUACGAGCUCGUCGUCACGGUGCAGCAAGGGGCGCAGGACCAGAAGAAGCACACGACGCCCGUCCCUAUAUUACGAUACGAUACACUGUCAACAUUCGGCAUGUACAAUCGCCCCGAAUCCGCGGAGCGGGUGACGGACCAUCUGGUCACGUUGGGCAUCUCAUUACCACGGUGGUCCUACGGCCCGCUGGAUCCGAUCAGCGUGUACAUCAAACUGAGCCCGAACCGGGACUGGAUGAACAAAGCGAAGAAGGUCACCAUCCAAAAGAUCACCAUCGGUAUCGACGAGGAGGUCGUCUACAACCACGAGGGCGACGAACCGACCAUCAAAACCAAAUCCAUCGCCCGCACCAGCCAAGCCGUCAACGUCAAGAUGCCCGAAGCCGGCUACUUCACCAACCUCGGCCUCGUCUUCCCCGCCAAGGACCUUCGCGACAGCGACGGGAUAAUACCGCGCGGGAAGAAGGAAUUCCCGCUGUACCCCGUCAGCGGGUUUACCACCAUCGGCACGCUCUACAAGAUCCAAUACUUCCUCACCGUCAAAGCCCACAUGUCCUCCGCCCGCGACAUCCUCCUCCGCCAACCUAUCGUCGUCUGCCCCUUCGACCACACCAGCUGCAAAGAGGAGAUGGAGGCCAUCGAGCAGGCGGCGCGCGACGCUGCGCACGUCAGCCCCGAUAACCCCAUGCUCCCGGCGUCGAGCGUCAUCAAGGCCAACGAUUCGAACGGGCUGCAGGCGCUGGGGAUGACGAUGGUGGGCGGGCUGCGGAAGCCGCUGAUCGAGUAG